AUGCCGCGGUUACUCAACUUUUCAGUACCGCCGACGACGCGUCUUGCCGUCGGUGGAGUGUUCGUGUUCUCCUUUCUCCAUGCGUUUCUGCGAUAUCGGUCGUACGACCCGUCGGCAGAAGAGUCACGGACGGAGCCUUCUAUACUGGUCGUGGUGCCUGCUCUGAGUUACUUCUUUCCAUGGGCAUUCUUGACGGCGACGUUCGUGGAGUCGAAUAUCAUCACUCUUUUGCUAACGGCAAUUGUGUUACUGAAUGGUGGAAGAUACCUUGAGCGUGCAUGGUCGUCCCGGGAACUCGCCAAAUUCCUCGCAAUCGUGUCUGUGAUGCCCAAUAUCGUGGCAUUCUUUUUUUGUGUAUUCACCUACGCAAUCACCGGGUACUCGAAUCUCAUCUAUGCUGCUAUCAGAGGAUCUACUUCAAUCCAAUCUGCAUUUCUUGUAUGCUUCGUCCAGCUGGUCCCGGAACACUCCAUCAACCUCUUCAAGGGCACCCUCCACCUUCGUGUCAAGCGUCUGCCCGCAAUCUACCUUCUCGUCAUCACCAUCCUCGCGCCUUUCUACAACUUCUUGGCCGUGGUUCAGGCAUGGACCGGAUUCCUUGCCGCAUGGACGUACUUGAGGUUUUACAAGACGAACGUGAUCGACCUGACAACAGGCACGGGAAUGAAGGGGGAUGCAUCCGAGACGUUUGCUCUUGCUUACUUCUUCCCUGAGCCUAUUCAAAGCAUCGUGGCGGCUAUUUCCAUCCCCAUAUUCAACUUCUUCUGCGCAAUCAAGGUGGUUGCGCCGUUCUCGGCAGCUGAGGUGGAGAGACAGACGCAGCAGAGAAGUGCGAUGCACGGAAGAGCUGCACCAGGAGGUGCUAGGGCUGAGGCCGAGAGGAGAAGGGCACUGGCACUGAAGGCCUUGGACAUGCGACUCGCAUCAAGCAAUCGUUCCGCACAAUCACCGCCAGCACAGGACAGCAUCGUUAUUCCAGCAGCAGUGGACUCUGAACCUUCGCCAGCUACGAAGGCGUCUGACUGA
Messenger RNA from Saitoella complicata NRRL Y-17804, 1026 nucleotides. Its product is annotated as DUF1751-domain-containing protein. NCBI's taxonomy places the organism in Eukaryota, Fungi, Ascomycota, Saitoellomycetes, Saitoellales, Saitoellaceae. Gene Ontology annotation, cellular component: membrane; Golgi apparatus. The coding region runs from base 1 to 1026 and encodes 341 amino acids. Gene Ontology annotation, biological process: retrograde vesicle-mediated transport, Golgi to endoplasmic reticulum. The record is from RefSeq and is a predicted model, not a curated record. The transcript is spliced from 4 exons.